Messenger RNA from Serinus canaria (Common canary), 2967 nucleotides. RefSeq names its product phosphodiesterase 12 (gene PDE12). The coding region runs from base 33 to 1793 and encodes 586 amino acids. The record is from RefSeq and is a predicted model, not a curated record. Gene Ontology annotation, molecular function: 3'-5'-RNA exonuclease activity. Gene Ontology annotation, cellular component: mitochondrion. The transcript has 3 exons. Gene Ontology annotation, biological process: nuclear-transcribed mRNA catabolic process, deadenylation-dependent decay. NCBI's taxonomy places the organism in Eukaryota, Metazoa, Chordata, Aves, Passeriformes, Fringillidae.
CGCCCCGCGGAAGUCGCAGCGGCGCCGGGUCCAUGUGGCGUCGGCUCCGCUCCGCCCUCCGGAGCCUCCGCGGCUCCUUCGCCGCACCUCCGCACGGCGGUGGCGGCCACCCGCCCGUCGCCAUGGAGCGCGCCGUGGUGCGCUGCGUGCCGUCCGAGCCCAAGCUGAGCCUGCGGUUCGUGCUGCCCGACGGCAGUGCUCGGCACAUGCAGCGCGACCAGGAGGAGCCGCUGGGGCGGGCACUGGCGCGCAUCGCCACCAACGCCGCUAAGAGCCACGGCAAGGCGGGCAAGAAGAGCAAGAAGGUGCGGGCGGAGGACAGCGCGGAGGGCGAGGCGGCGGUGCCGGCAGUGCGGCUGUUCUCCCGCGACGGCGCGGCGGUGGCGGAGGAGGUGCCGAACGCGGCUGCCUGGCAGGACGGCGCCGUGCUGCACAUCGGGGACGCGCGAUACCGCGUGGAGCGCAACCCGCCCGCGCUCACCGAGCUCCGCCUGCCGCGCUCGCUCCUCGCCGGCUUCCCCGUGUGCCCCAAGGUGAGCGCCGAGUUCGCCGCGCCGCAGCACUGCCUGUUCCGCUGGUUCCGCGAGCAGCGCCCCGCGAGCGGCGGGGAAGAGGCUGGGGAGGCCUGGGUGGAGACGGCGGUGGCCGAGCGCGUGUUCACGCCGUCGAACGCGCUGGUGGGACUGCGGCUGAAGCUGCGCUGCACGCCCGGGGACGGGGAGCAGCGCUACGGCCCGGCCCUCGAGGUGGAAAGCAGCGGUCCCGUGGAGGCCGGGCCCGGCGCUUGCACCUUCGACGCCCGGCACCUCUACACCAAGAAGGUUUGCGGCCACGGCUCCGUCCGCGCCGUCUCCUACAACAUCCUGGCCGACGCCUACGCGCAGACAGAGUUCUCCCGCACCGUGCUCUACCCCUAUUGCGCUCCUUACGCCCUGGAGAUCGACUACCGCCAGAACCUACUCAAGAAGGAGCUGGCGGGCUACAGCGCCGACCUCAUCUGCUUGCAAGAGGUGGAUAAAUCUGUCUUCGUAGACAGCUUGGCCCCGGCGCUAGAUGCUUUUGGACUGGAGGGGCUGUUCAGGAUUAAGGAGAAGCAGCACGAAGGCCUGGCCACUUUCUAUCGCAGGGACAAGUUCAGCCUCCUCAGCCAGCACGACAUCGCUUUCAGCGAAGCCCUGCUCUCAGAGCCGCUGCACAAGGAGCUGAGUGAGCAGCUGGCCAAGUACCCCCUGGUGCAGGAGAAGGUGCUGCAGAGGUCCUCGGUGCUGCAGGUUUCGGUUCUUCAGUCUACCACUGAUCCUUCCAGGAAGCUUUGUGUAGCAAAUACUCACCUAUACUGGCACCCCAAAGGUGGGAACAUCCGUCUGAUCCAGAUUGCUGUAGCCAUGUCUCACAUCAAGCAUGUAGCAUGUGACCUGUAUCCCAGGAUCCCAGUCAUAUUCUGUGGAGAUUUUAAUAGCACACCCUCCUCAGGAGCUUACAGUUUUAUCAGCAGUGGUGGCAUUGCUGAAGAUCAUGAAGACUGGGUCUCAAAUGGGGAGGAAGAAAGGUGCAGUAUGACUCUAAGCCAUCCUUUCAAACUGCUUAGUGCUUGUGGAGAGCCUGCUUAUACAAACUAUGUUGGUGGGUUUCAUGGAUGUCUGGACUACAUUUUCAUUGACAGAAACGCUCUAGAGGUGGAACAAGUUAUUCCAUUGCCAAGUCAUGAAGAAAUAACAACCCACCAGGCUUUGCCAAGUGUUUCACAUCCUUCUGAUCAUAUAGCACUAAUAUGUGACUUGAAGUGGAAAUAGAGUAGCUCUGGCAUGGUGCUUUUGGAGGUUUUUAAACAAGAAAUGUAAUUUAAUGUCCUGCUGGGCAGCUGAGGUUAGACCCUGACUUGUAUGCUACUAAAAGGAAAGCCAAAAUGAUUAAUGAAGAGUUCAUGUGUUUAAUGGCUUUACUGAGUAUUGUCACAGUGUUCAGAAUAUUUGCAUGACAACUUCCCCCUUUUUAUAUGCUAAUGGGAAAAAAUACAUUGAAGACAGGGUUUUGAAAAUUGGUUUGUCAUAUACCUUUUUAGUGGUGUUUUUAAAGAAUUAAGAAUUAUUUUGUUUAAAAAAAAAAGGAAUUUAAUCUGAUUUGUAAGACAGUCUGCAAAUUGAACCCUUUUUAAUUCACAAAUAAACACAGAACCCAAACCCAAAUGGAUUUAGUUGACUCCACUUUGAUUAAUAUCAUGGUAAUUUAGGUUCAUAAAUUGUCUUGAUCACGUACCAUUACUAUGGCACAACUUCUAGUAAGUUGCAAGAACGAUGUACUUGUACCUACCAACUUCUGAAAUUAUGUUGUUAUCUGUGAGUAGACCUUGUCAAAAAUUAACCAUGUUAAAUUCAAGGCUAUAAUUGAUUUGGAAGCAAUUUGUCUGCCCACAUAACAUGGGUAAUGAGGAUAAUGUUAACACCUUCUGAAAUUGGACUACAUGAAGAAACAGCAUCUACUUUGAACAUAUGCUCCUUCUGGUUUGAGUCAUCAGCAAUAAAAGAUACUGGAGUUUAGGAUAGCCAGCUUUGGAUGGUUGCUCCCUGGGAGGGAGAUUUUUAUCACUGUCAUCUGUUUUCAGGUGGGGAGAGGUACAGAACAAUGUGGUGCAUUAGUUAUCUGUCCCUACCUCUUUACAAAGAAACACAAGUGAAUUGCAAACCCUUAUCACAAUGGUUGUAUUUUGUUUCUCUCUUGCAUACAAAGACAGCCUGGAUUUCUAGUGUUUUUACAUGCAUAUUUUCUUUAUAAAUAGCCUAGUUUGCCCUAUUUUAUAGGAUGCAGGGAAGUGUAUUUUAUCCAUACCUUCACGGAAUGUGUUGGAGUGGGUUCAGUCAUUUAACAAGCUUCUUGCCCUGCAUCAUUCAUUCAUGGGAAACAAAGCAUUUGGAAACAAUUCACUAGAUCUUCCUCUUUCACCUAAUAAAACUCCCUUUAUCAAUUGUC